Molecule: messenger RNA, 1124 nt
Organism: Phyllostomus discolor (pale spear-nosed bat)
Lineage: Eukaryota; Metazoa; Chordata; Mammalia; Chiroptera; Phyllostomidae
Gene: PMM2
Product: phosphomannomutase 2
Exons: 8
Coding region: 85-846 (253 amino acids)
Biological process (GO): GDP-mannose biosynthetic process; mannose metabolic process; protein N-linked glycosylation
Cellular component (GO): cytosol
Molecular function (GO): phosphomannomutase activity
Source: RefSeq, a predicted model, not a curated record
UGCAGCGAGCGGGCUGAACCCCGGAAGUUCCGGACCGAGUUCCAGGUGCCAGCGGGUCACAUCAGGUGCACGGGAUCUGGCGACAUGGCUCCGUCCCGCCCCGUGCUGUGUCUCUUCGACGUGGACGGGACCCUGACGGCCCCGCGACAGAAAAUUACCAAAGAAAUGGAUGAUUUUCUACAAAAAUUGAGGCAGAAGGUCAAAAUCGGAGUCGUAGGUGGCUCGGACUUGGAGAAAGUGCAGGAGCAACUGGGAAAUGACGUGGUUGAAAAAUAUGAUUAUGUGUUUCCAGAAAAUGGCUUGGUAGCAUACAAAGAUGGGAAACUCUUGGGUAAACAGAAUAUUCAAGGUCACUUGGGUGAGGCCCUAAUCCAAGACUUAAUCAACUACUGUCUGAGCUACAUUGCAAAAAUUAAACUCCCGAAGAAGAGGGGUACUUUCAUUGAAUUCCGAAACGGAAUGUUAAAUGUGUCCCCUAUUGGAAGAAGCUGCAGCCAAGAAGAACGCAUUGAGUUCUAUGAACUCGACAAAAAAGAAAAUAUAAGACAAAAAUUUGUAGCAGAUCUGCGAAGAGAGUUUGCAGGAAAAGGCCUCACGUUUUCCAUAGGAGGCCAGAUCAGCUUUGAUGUCUUUCCUGAUGGAUGGGACAAGAGGUAUUGCCUGGGACAUGUGGAAAAUGACGGCUAUAAGACCAUUUAUUUCUUUGGAGACAAAACCAUGCCAGCAUCCUGGGCUAUACUGUACCAGCAGAUACAUCAAAAUGCUGCCUGUGGAGAGUGUUUAUCCCUUCACUUCUGGCCCACUCCAGAACGCUUGCUGCUAAGGUCUACCCUGGAUAAUAAAUGAAAGAGCUGGUGGCACAGAGCAAACUACCGGUACCUGCUCUUUAGAUGAGCACGCUUUCCAGUCAACACACCCUCUCUCCACGGGUGGGAAAGAUUCUAGUUCCCAAAUGAAGGUGGUGCUUUUCAGGGGUACCAGUGGGCCAUUUUCUUCAUGACAGGGAGAAGUGGUUUAUACUCACAUCUCUCAUUGCAGUGCUCCAGAUUGCAGGCUUUGAGUAACUCGAUGCUUUUAGGAAAAGUAAGAUGAUGAAAUUCACUAUACCCAAGAUGUAAGGAAUG